This is a messenger RNA of Acinonyx jubatus (cheetah), 7317 nucleotides long. It is a transcript of the gene CCDC122, whose product is annotated as coiled-coil domain containing 122. Bases 6429 to 6887 code for a protein of 152 amino acids. Lineage: Eukaryota; Metazoa; Chordata; Mammalia; Carnivora; Felidae. The record is from RefSeq and is a predicted model, not a curated record. The transcript has 4 exons.
UCUGUUGCCAAUCUGAGAAAGCCAUGGCGUUUUCUUUGCACAAGUUCUGCUGAUUAGAGUUUUGUGUUGCAUUUCUUGCAUAAACUACACCUCUAAACCAUCAGCGAAGAUUUCCUAAGAUUUUAUUCCUUUAAGAGGAAAAUAAAGGCACUUGCAGAGCUGUCUGAGUGCAGAUUUCUCCUUUAUAAUCUUUUAUUGUGAUCUCACACAUUCAAACAACUCACAGUUUGGGGGUCUUUCCAGAAUAUUAAACAUUAGAUUUUAAAGAAACAAUGAAAUUUAUUUCCACACUAUUUCAUCGCUUUACAUAUUACUAAAUUAUGAAAGCAGAAUAACAAGUACAACUGGCAUAAACAGGUUUGGGAACAAACACAGGUAACUCACUGUCAGAUUGUACUGAUAGGAGCAGAAGUAGACAGAUUCACGGGAGAGUAGUUUCCUAAUCAGCGUGAUGUGGGAAUCAGCAGUUUAUGAUUUAUAAAGGAAAUAGAAUGAGUUAAUUGGUUAGAGUUUUUAGUGUAAGUAGACUAAGAGAGCAACUACUAUACCUCUACAUUUUAAUUAUUUUACUGUGUGUCUAUCGCCUUCAUAGAGACGUAGAGCAUUCUGAGGACAGAGAUAGUGCCUGGCUAUUAAAGGAAACUUUGAGGGAAUCCCUAAAAGUUCUUCUAUCACCAUAUAGAUCUUUAAUCUUCUUAUGAAAACAAAUGAAAUUCUGAAAAACGAACAGUUGUUUUUAAGACAUUUACAUUAAUUCAUGGGUCCCUCAAGAAAAGUAAAUGUAAUAUUGCACAUUUCCUUGUUAAAAGCUUAUAUUAAUUUCCUAAGGCUGCCAUAACAAAUUACCACAAACUGGAUAGCUAAAAGCGACAAAAAUGUAUUCUCUCGUAGUUAUGGAAGCAGAAGUCCCAAAUCUAGGUGUUCUCAUGACCAUGUUUCUUUCAAAGUGUCUCAUUUUCCUUGCCUCUUCAGCUUCUGGUAGCUCCAGGUGUUUCGUUCCUUGGCUUGGGGCUCCAUGUCUUGAGCCUCCUAUGGUCUUCUUAAUGUGCAUCUGAAUCUCAAAUCUCCCUCUACCUUUCUGCUGUAAGAACACUUGUGUGCAAAUAAUGGCCAACCAUAUGAGAACAGGCAAAGAUUAUUUGUUCAGAGUUUGCUAUGGCAAGGAAGUCGGCCACCAUCACUUGUGGGUUGGCAAAGUAGGAAAGCUUUAUAGUGGAAAAAAAGGAAAUCUUCAAGUAUACCCUGAUUAGAGGCAAUUGGCAUGGGGAAGCUGUAAGUGGGCUAACUAGAAGCAAGGCAUCCUAUGCGAUUGGCUAAGUGUGCAUAUUUGGCUUUCUCUGAUUGAUCCCAAGAUAGAAGUGGUGACAAAAAUUAGGGAAGCUGUCAGUUAUUCAGCAAACCAGCAAACACUCGUCUUUUGGGGCCAGUUGUUACAGAAGUUUCUGUUUGGCUUCUAGAAUUGUUAUUAGAGAUAGUGGUCUGGCUUCCUACAAGCCUGGCUUAUAGACAGCAGGAUGGUUUCCUGGUCUGGUUACUGUAGGAAACAGGUUGGUUUCCUGAGUUGGUUGCUGCCAAUUGUAGGUCAGAAUUCUGUAUUUAUAUAUGGUCUGCCCACUGUUUGCAUAGCCCAUCUCUCACCUGUCAUUGGAUUUAGGGCUAAUCCUAAAUCCAGGAUGAUCUCAUUUCAAGAUCCUUAACUACAACUACAAACACCAUUUUUCCAAAUUAGCACAUUCACAGAUUCUGGAGUUUGGGACAUGGACAUAUAGGUGUGGGGGCACCAUUCAACCUACAAGCUCCUCUUGGUUUAGAAAUCAUGCUUACUUGUACACAGAGUAAAAAAAACAAAAAAAAACCCCAAAAAACCUUGCUUCUUACUGUCCUGAAUGAAACACGUAGGUAGGCUGUGACUGGAUUUCAUCAUACACCUAUCAUUUCUAUUUGAAACAGUUGCCUAGCUAUCCCUUAAAGCUUGGAUUCAAGCUACGGAUCAAUCUUUGUGUGUUUACACUUUAAAACAAGACAUCUUGGUAGUCCAUUACUAGCGGAACAUUCAGAGAAAUCUCACCUUUUGUAGAAAGUUAGAAGCAGGGUGGUUAAUGUAUUAAUGUUGCCUGUAUUGUCUUUGAUAGGAAGUUAAGGAACAUGCAAAUCCUGGUUUUUUUUCUUUCUGUUUUCAGCAUCCUGAAACCUUAAUCACAUUGCCUAGUCAAAGAAGAGAGUAAUGACUACUCUUAGCAGAUCCCAACACACUAGUAUAUAAUAGGUAUGAAUACAUUUUUAAUGAUCCAAUUAAUUAGUUCCUUUGGAUGAUGUUAUAACUUCUCUUAAAAACAUGUGAUUGAAAAGACUUACACUCUUUUUUACCUGAAAAGUGUGUAUUCUUACUUAUUUGUGCAGUGGGUGACAUUUUCCCCACUAUUAUCUUUAUUUGUUAGAAUUGAACCACCCAGAUCUGAGUUCAUCAUGUUUAUGACAAAGACCAUAAUUUAAAAUUUGCUCGAUUCCAGGGAACUCUUUGACCUCAUCUUUCCCCAGGUUAAUUUUCUUUAGCUUUCUCAGCUAAAUAUCAGCUUUAGAUAUUAAACUCCCCCACCCACUUAGAAAGCAAAAAUAGUUUCACACAAAAAUUAUGUUUCUGGUAAUAUUUUCUGUUUUCUGAAAAGUCGCUAUUUUAAAAGGGUAGGAUGAAAUUAUAAGCUACUUUAACUGCCUAGCUGUCACAUGACAGCUUUCCCAUUCAGAAUGAAAACCGGUGCUUAUGUGACAUGGUUGCACAUACACAAUUACCUCCUCGUAGUGCUUCUAAGCCAAAAGCUCUCAAAAGCCCAGAGGAGUUUGACAGUCUUGCUUUAUUUUGCUCAUUAACUUGGAGAAGGUACCAGAUGAUGAGUUUGCAAAAGCUGGAACCAUGGCCUUUUAAAAAUAUCCCAAGGGUCAAAUAGAGGGGCUUGCCUCUUCAAUGCAAAAGAGAUAAUGCACAAAUUAUGCUUAUCACAGUGCUUUCAUACAUGUUAAGUGCCUAAUAAAUGUGAAUUUGAAUCCUAAUUGUUUCAAAUUCCAUCCUUCCUACUUGUUGGAUGUGUGACCUUUGUCUAAUUUCUUAAUUUCUCCAAGUCUUAGUUUACUCAUCUAUAAAAUAUAGGUAAAAAUAAUAUCUAGCUUAUAGGAUUGUUCUGAGGGAAAAUACAGAUAAUUCAUGUAAAAGCACUUAGAACAAUGUCAGUUACUUGUAAGUACUCAAUGUUGAUUAUAGUUAAUAUAGAAAAAUGAUAGUUUAGUGUAGUAUUUUUAUUAACUUAUUUUCUGUAAAGCUAAUUUUUUAGUUGAAAGUAUAUUUUCUAAAUGAUUGUGUUUUAUAUGUAGUUUGAACAUUUACUAUCAAAUACUGUAGUUUUUUUUUAAAUCAGAGUCACUUAAUUUGUCUUUAUAUUCCUCAAAAUACCUUAUAUAUUAUAUGUACCCACAUAUAUGGUUUGAAUGAAAGAGUAAUUGAGGGGCACUUGGGUGGCUCAGUCGGUUGAGCCUCUGACUUUGGCUCAGGUCAUGAUCUCAUGGUUCGUGAGUUCGAACCCCGCGUCGGGCUCCGUGCUGACAGCUCAGAGCCUGGAGCCUGCUUCGGAUUCUGUGUUACUCUCUCUCUCUCUCUGCCCCUCCCCUGCUCACACUCUGCCUUCUCUGUCUUUCAAAAAUAAAUAAAUGUUAAAAAAAAAAAAAGAAAGUAAUUGAUACUGUCUAGUCUCUAAACUCUCGUUUUCAUUGAUUUAAAUGAUUGUAAUGAAUUAUCAGUAGAUGGCAGUAGUUUGUUUUCUUUUUUAUCUUUUGUCCAUUCUGCAAUAGAGAUCCAGAAAAAACUACAACUUUCCCAAUUUUAAAGCAUAUAUCCUUUCACAAAUAGUUGGUUUAAAUAAAUGUCACCCAAGAGUUUUUCAAUUUAUGUUGCUUUAGAAAUAGAGAUCAAGAAGUAACAGUUAUGUGAUUUUUUAUUAUUAUAAAUCUAAUGUUUUCCAUUUUUUAAGAUUUCUCCAACAAAUUUUUAGGGAAUACAAAAAUGAGUAAGACACUGUAUGUGUCUUCCUGGAGCUUAUAGUCUAGUGGGGAAAUAUGUAUAAAAUGAUGGAAAUAAUAAGAAUAAAAAUUGUAGGGGCGCCUGGGUGGCUCAGUUGGUUAAGCAUCUGACUUCGGCUCAGGUCAUGAUCUCACAGUCCGUGAGUUCCAGCCCUGCGUCGGGCUCUGUGCUGACAGCUCAGAGCCUGGAGCCUGCUUCAGAUUCUGUGUCUCCCUCUCUCUGACCCUCCCCUGUUCAUGCUGUCUCUCUCUCUCUCUGUCUCAAAAAUAAAUAAACAUUAAAAAAAAUUUUUUUAAUAAAAAAAGAAUAAAAAUUGUUAAGUAGCAGGAAUUUGCUAAAUGUUGUCAUGCAUUAUUGAGUCCUCACAAUAAUUCUAAUGAAACAGGUAUUACUAUUGUUUCUGUUUUAUAGAUAAAGAAUCUGAGGCCCAGGUUGGGCCUAAUAAACUAGUAAGUGGUACAAUCUGAAUUCAAAGCUGGCUGUGUCUUACUUUAUAACCUAAACUGUCAUCACAGUAUAACAGAUAUAGAAAAAUUGCACCAGAAAGAGGGAGGGAUUAUAUCUCCCCAAAAAGAUCAAAAAAGACUUCUUAAAGAAGAUGCCAUCUGUGAUGAAGUUGAAAGCUUGGUUGUGAUGUUGACAUGGCGGGAACAGUAUUUUAGGAGAUUCUAUCAGUAGAACAGGGUAAAUUGGAAUGAAGAUAGACUACAAACAGACACCUAGAAAGUGCCAGGCACUGUUUCAGGUCUCUACCUUUGUGGACCUUAUAUUAGUAAAGGGAGAUAGGAAGAAAUAAAUGUAUAUAAAAUGUCAGUAGUGACAAAUGCUAUUAAGAAAAAUGAGGCAGGGUCAGAAAAUGGAGAAUGAAGAAGGGGAGGUCAUGUUUUAAAGAAGGUUAUCAGGGAAGGCUUCUCUACUAAGAUAGUAUUUGGAAGUGCUAAGUAGUGAGUGAAUCCUAAUAUAAUUUAAAGAGGGAACCAACAGGUUUUGCUAAAAGAAUUGCAUGCAGCAUGUAAAAGAAAAGUCAAGAUUCUGGCUUGUGCUUCGGGUAGAUAAUUGAGACAGAAGUCCUGGGCCACAUAUUUGGAGAGUAUCUUAAGGGAUUUCCCAAAGGGCCUAUGAAACAUCCACAAUGAACUCUUAUUUAUGAUUAUCUUGAAGAAGUCUUGUUGAAUUGCUGAGUGUUCUCUACUUUUUUAUUUUAUUUAUUUAUUUAUUUAUUUAUUUAUUUAUUUAUUUAUUUAUUUAUUGGAGAGGGAGCUGCCAUUUAUUUAGCUUUGCUCCCUCCUGUUCUAUACUUUUUUUUAGAGAACUCCUUACUAAUGUCUCCAGGGUUUUGGGCCUAAACAGGAAAAACUUCAUUUAUUGAGAUGGAGGAGACUGUGAAGGAGCAGGUUUAGUGGUGGUGGUAGAGUGAACAGAGAAAUACAUAGUUCAGUUUGGACUAUAUUAAAUUGAAAUGCCUAUAAAAAUCCAAGUGAAGAUAUCAGGUAGGCAAUUUGGGUAUGAGUCUGGAGGUCAAGAAGGAUGUUCAGAUUAGAGAUAUGAAUAGGAUAAAACCUGUAAGUGGGUUUUAAGGCUAUGCAACUAGGUGACAUCAGUUGAAGAGUGAGUAUGGAGAAGAUGCCUGAGGACUUAGCAUUGGGACACUGACAUAGAUGGGAAAGCUGAAGAGGAAACCCUAGACAAAGUCCAUAAUAAUUACUCACUAUAUAUGUCAGGUACUAUGCUAAGCAUGCUACCUAUAUUACGUUAAUUAUUAUGACAGCACUGUGAGGCUUUAUAGAUGAGGACCCUGAUGGUCAAAGAAGUUAAGAAAUUGUCUCAAGGUCAUAACAGCUAAAAAGCAGGAGAACCAAGAUUCAAAUACAGUUCAGUUUUCCUCCAAAGCUUUUUCACUUAACCAUUGUGUUUUAAUUUUAGGAACUAAUGAUAAAAUAUCCUUGCCAUCCCUUUGAGGUUUUUGACAAUUAAUUUGCUUUCAGGAUCACUAGGAUAUAUGACAGGAAAAAAAAAAACAACAAGGAAAAGUGAGAAAUUAUCAAUAUUGAUUAUUUUAUAGGCACAAAAAAAGGUGAAUCAAAAAGGGGGAAGAGACACAGAAGAAUGUCAGGCAACAAAGAAAUGAAGAGUCAAGGAGUUCCUGAAGAAGGAUGAACUCCAUGAGCUUGAAAAACAAAUAGCAUCUGUCUCUGCAGAAACUAAAGAAACAGAAAGGCAAAUUUAUCAGCAAGAUGCUGCCAUCGAGAAUACCAAACUACAGUGUGGGAACCUGGAAACUCAAAUCAAAUCCUUACAUACAGAAAAUGUAAAGCUUAAAUUUGACAUAGAAGGAGCUCAAGAAGACUUUGAGGAACACAUGAUAAGAUAUAAUGAAUAUUAUGCAAAAAUAAAAGAGCAUAAAGAUAGUUUGUGGGAAGUUGGAAGCAAAAGGUCAUUCAUGACUACACUCCAUGAAAAACAAGAUCUUGUUAGAAAACUAAAAACAAUGAAAGAGGAACUUAUGCAAAAUCUCAAAAAUCCAGAAGGAAACCACAUAAAACAAGUACAGGAAGACAUUAUAAAGCUGAAGGCUAAAAUUAUAGCUGUAAAAGAAUCUAUCAUUGAAAAAACUUUCUUUCUUGAGGAAGAAGAAAAGACACAUGAAAAAUUAAGAAAGGAAAUAGAGGUACAACAUAAGAGAUAUAAUGCAAUUCUUAAGCGUUUGCAUUGUCAAGUGAACAAGCUUCAGUCAAAUAGAAGACAAUGGCAAUCGAACAUUCAACAACUGGAAAAAACUGCAGCUGAACUGAGAAAACGCAUUGGAAUGAAAUACUAACGUGGCUAAAGGGCAAUGUAGAACAUAGACUAUGCCAACAAAACAGAAAAUUCUUUGGAUUCUUAACAACCAGCAUCUACUACCAGAGGUCUGUCUUAAUAACAGAUGUAUUUUCUCUCUCUCUCUUUUUUUUUUUUUGAAUCAGUUACCUGUUUACCUUCCAAGCCUACAAUUGACAACAGUAGAGAGACAAUAGGAAUGCUUAUGUCAGAAUAGUGCAAGAUUCUAUAUAAACAUUUUAAGUGUAUAAGAUAAACUGUACUCAUGAUUCUUAUUUUAUAAAUGUGUUGUUUGCACUAUCAUAUGAGGUAAAAAUUUAGAAGGAAACACUUGAAGUUAUAAUGAUUUAUUUUAAAUGAUUUAUUUUAAAUGAUUUAUUUUAAAUGAUUGUUUCAAACAUUUUAUUAAAACUUGCUUUUUUACCACUGCC